Messenger RNA from Histoplasma capsulatum G186AR, 630 nucleotides. RefSeq lists its product as uncharacterized. The record is from RefSeq and is a predicted model, not a curated record. NCBI's taxonomy places the organism in Eukaryota, Fungi, Ascomycota, Eurotiomycetes, Onygenales, Ajellomycetaceae. Bases 1 to 630 code for a protein of 209 amino acids. The transcript is spliced from 4 exons.
AUGGGUCGUACCUGUGAGCGUUGGAUCCCCAAAUUGGGGAUACCGAAAAUGUUGCGAGGCAUGUGCCUCUGCAGGCGAUACCCGCAAACCUUGGCCGGGGAGAAUGUGGCCAGCCUUUUCUCGUCAGGCAGCGCGUUCGAUGAUCCCAUAGGAGACAAAGUGGUAUUUGGUGGAGUGAUAGAAUCGGAUGAUGAUCAGGACUUCAAAUCCUCAAAAGAGCGCCUUCGCCGCUUGGUAAAGCGGUUGGACGCACUCCGUUUGGCACGGUUGUCUGUGGCUGUCCUGGGUGUUGAGAGGGCUUGCUCUGCUCAGCCUGUUGCCAACGACGCGUCCACCUUUCCAACAACCCUGAUGAGGAAAAUACCAGAAAACACCCCAGAGCCGAAACACUCAUCAUCAGCGAUACAUGGGUGGAACAAGAGCCGCCGUAUGUAUCAGAUCGAGAUUGAGGUUAGAAUUGAACGAUUUGACGGAAGUUAUGGUGGUGAUCGCGCUCUGUUAGGCAUUACUACGGCCACUGGGGCAAAGGAGCUCAAUCACCACCAGCGCCAUGCUGGUAGUAGAGGGGAUGAAUCAAUCCAAACCCCUAACACCUUGUUGGAGGUCCUACACAAGCCCUAUUCCACGUGA